CGCCCCUUCCCCCGCGGGGAGCGCCGCGUCCGGAGGCGGCUGCGGCCCGUCGCUGGGCGCGGAGCGGAAGUUUUAAAGUGGUUUAAAAUGCCAUCACUCCAUAGAUGAAAACCUUCUCGAGCUGAUGUAUCCACUACAUUUGGAAGCUGUACAGCCAUCAGCUUCUUAGCUGCUCUGCUUCCUGAUACUGAAGAGUCCAGGAUUUUUGUUAAUUUAGACUAUUCAAAAUGAAUGAACAUCCUAAAAAGAGGAAAAGGAAGACUCUACAUCCUUCUCGAUAUUCAGAUUCAUCAGGUGCAAGCAAAUACAUAGAUAACAGUGGAAUUUUUUCUGACCACUGCUAUAGCGUCUGUUCUAUGAAACAGCCAGAUUUAAAGUUUUCUGAAAACAGAGGUAGAUUCCACAGUCCUGUGCAGAGCCUGGACACAGAUGAUGAUGGGAGUCCAGUGCAUGCUGGGACUUCUCACUGGAGUGGGUCACAUUCAAACGUUGUGGGGUUGCACUAUACGGACCCUAAAAAGAAGGAUAAAGGUAGAGAUAAAGGUACUAAUAAUGGAAUGUGCAGAGACUUGUGUGACUCGCCUAUAUUCAGUGACAGUCCUACAGAAGAAGAGAAACCUCUAGAUAUUCAAACUGUAGAAAUUUCCACAACAGAAGUGAAUGCUGUAGAAGUUCACGAUAUAGAAACACAAACUGUAUCACCUGAGAAGCUAGAAGCUGAGGACCUAGAGGAAAUCCCUCUGGAAACCUGUAAAAUCUUUGAGAAGAACCAGGCUUUGAAUAUCACAGCUCAACAGAAAUGGCCUUUGCUGAGAGCCAACAGCAGCGGCUUGUACAAGUGUGAGCUCUGUGAGUUUAAUAGCAAGUACUUUUCUGAUUUAAAGCAGCACAUGAUCCUGAAGCAUAAGACAUGUACAGACACUCAUGUCUGUAGAGUUUGUAAAGAAAGCUUCUCCAGCAAAGUGCAGCUCAUUGAACAUGUAAAGCUACAUGAGGAAGAUCCAUACAUUUGUAAAUACUGUGAUUACAAAACAGUGAUAUUUGAGAAUCUGAGUCAGCACAUAGCAGACACUCACUUCAAUGACCACCUUUACUGGUGUGAGCAGUGCGAUAUGCAGUUCUCCUCAAGCAGUGAGUUGUACCUGCACUUCCAGGAGCAUAGCUGCGAUGAGCAGUACUUGUGUCAGUUUUGCGAGCAUGAAACAAAUGAUCCAGAAGAUCUGCAUAGCCAUGUGGUGAACGAGCAUGCGUGUCGACUGAUAGAGCUAAGCGACAGCUAUAAUAACAAGGAGCAUGGACAGUACAGUCUCAUAAACAAAAUCAGUUUUGACAAAUGCAAAAACUUCUUUGUAUGCCAAGUGUGUGGCUUUAGGAGCAGGCUGCAUACGAAUGUCAACAGGCACGUAGCUAUUGAACACACCAAAAUAUUCCCUCAUGUUUGUGAUGACUGUGGGAAGGGCUUUUCAGGUAUGUUGGAAUAUUGCAAGCAUUUAAGCUCUCAUUUAUCUGAAGGGAUUUAUUUGUGUCAAUACUGUGAAUACUCAACAGGACAGAUCGAAGACCUUAAAACUCAUUUGGAUUUCAGGCAUUCAGCAGAUUUGCCACAUAAAUGUACCGAUUGUUUAAUGAGGUUUGGAAAUGAAAAAGAUCUUUUAAGUCAUCUUCAGAUACAUGAGACAGCGUGAUUACUUUCUUUCCCUGUAAUCAAUUUGUUAGAAUUGGAAUUAAUUUCCAGUCACUGCAAUGUGAUAUUAAAUACAAUUUUAACGGCAAUUGUACAAUUCUAAUGGUUUCAUCUUUAUAUCAGCAAAGCAUGUGUAACAACUUGGUGUUGUGAAUUUCCUUACCUAAGGGUUUCAGUAGGAAUAAGUGUGAGGGAUCAGGUUUUGAGGGGAGGGACAGUGGGAGUAGUUGCAUGUUGUGAUACUAAUUCUGAUGGUCAUCCUGCACUUUCACAUCUUACGUACAAGACCAGCUCUCUUGAGUUCAGAAAGGGACAAAGAGAAAGCCAACACCUAGUUCCGUGCUUAAGUAACGCCACACUGAUCUCAACGGUAUCUCCAGCUCAUGUUACCCUCUGUGGCAGCUGGUCAUUGUGCCAAUGUUUAGCAAAUUGCACCAGCCUGCCAAAGAUAAGGGUGUUCCAAAAAUUCCCAAGUGUAGACAUCUCCAAAUUCACAUACCAGCCUGCAUUUCCCACUUCAUACCCUUGAUCAAGUUUUAAAAUUGUCCUGUUUUUCUCUUGGGGUGGACCUAUCUGACCUCACUGAACAAACUUUUGUUGUUCGGUGUUUGAUUCCCAACUCCUGUCUGUGGGACUAUCCAACAACCCUGUCUUCCGCACAUUUACUACAGACCUCCCACAUGAUUUUUGUCUCCUUUAUCUGCCUUCAGUUCCUAUCUUUUAAUGCACAAAGCAGACACACGUUGCUUAUGUGUAGAUUGGAUCAUGUUUCAAGGACUAAUUGUAAGGGAAUUUGCAAAGUGAUCCAGCUGAGAAUGUACGAAGUGCGAUUUUCAUAUCUAAAAUCCUAAUUUAGCUCUCACUGAAAUUAUGUAUGUCACCAACCUCAUUUAGAACAAGCCUGUAUUAGUUUAUAAUUAUUAUAAUUUUGUAUAUGAAUUUUAAACUUCUAUAUACUGGCUAAAAACACUGGUACAGUGCAAAAUUUUAUUAACUAAUCACUUUCAAGUGAUUUCACACAUCUGUUCAGAUUAGAUAGUGCUGUCCUGCCAUUAUAGUCUUUAGAAGUGAAUUUUUACAGUUCAUUCUGUAGCUGUAUUUCUUUGAGUGGAUACUUGGAUAGAUAAAAAUAAAUGUGAGGUCAUUUA
Grus americana (Whooping crane) is the source of this 2832-nucleotide messenger RNA. RefSeq names its product zinc finger protein 639 (gene ZNF639). The record is from RefSeq and is a predicted model, not a curated record. Gene Ontology annotation, molecular function: RNA polymerase II transcription regulatory region sequence-specific DNA binding; DNA-binding transcription factor activity, RNA polymerase II-specific. Gene Ontology annotation, biological process: regulation of transcription by RNA polymerase II. The coding region runs from base 228 to 1685 and encodes 485 amino acids. Gene Ontology annotation, cellular component: nucleus. The transcript has 6 exons. Lineage: Eukaryota; Metazoa; Chordata; Aves; Gruiformes; Gruidae.